Messenger RNA from Camelus dromedarius (Arabian camel), 1908 nucleotides. RefSeq names its product 5'-nucleotidase, cytosolic IB (gene NT5C1B). The record is from RefSeq and is a predicted model, not a curated record. Gene Ontology annotation, biological process: adenosine metabolic process; nucleotide metabolic process. Lineage: Eukaryota; Metazoa; Chordata; Mammalia; Artiodactyla; Camelidae. Gene Ontology annotation, cellular component: cytoplasm; cytosol. Gene Ontology annotation, molecular function: nucleotide binding; magnesium ion binding; 5'-nucleotidase activity.
AUGAGUCAAACAUCUCUAAAACAGAAAAAGAAGAGUGAGACUGGAUCGAGGUACUCAAAAGACAGCCUAGAAACAGACAAAUCUAGAAAAGAUUCUGAGAAAUCUGGAGUCCGUCUGAGCACUCAGAUGAGGCGUGCAGUCAAUCCGAAUCACUUGCUGAGAUGUUGUCCCAUGCGGGGUCACUCGUCGUGUAGACGCUGCUUUUGUGCAGCUGAGGGAAAAGUACUUCCUGGCCCCUGCCGCACAAUACAUAUUUAUAUUCACAUGUGCCUGUUGUGGGAGCAGGGCCUGCAGAUCACCACGAUCAGGGUGAGCAGAGAUCAAACUAUUGAUUUUGGAGGGGAGCCGCAGGCAAUCUGGGGAUCACAAGAAUUAUCUUUGCCGAAGACAGGCUCUCGAGGGUACCUAGUCCGAAAUCAGUGGUCUCGAACUUCUCGGAGCCCAUCCACCAAAGCUCCAUCAGUAGACGAGCCCAGAAGCAGGAACAACAGUCUUAAGCCCCCCAACAGCUCCACGAGCUCCGGGACUUCAUCCACCUCCCCUAGCCAUCAAGAGUUGCCGCAGCCGCUGUCAGCGCAGCCCUCGCCGCCCACGCCAACCAUGCCGCUCGACUCCCGUCCUUCCACGCCGCCGGAGCUCCAGCUCCCGUCCGCGUCCCGGCGCAGCACCAAGCUCACUGAGAAUUCCGACGCCUGGUCUCAUGCCGUGGGGCGGGAAAGCCGAGAGUCCCGAGACAAGCGAGAGUCCCGGGACUCCCGAGAUACGCAGCAGCGGGAGUAUCCUCGCACGCCCCCUACCGAAUGGAAGCCCUAUGCCCAGCGCAGGAUGCUCUACCCUUCCCAGCUGGACCGCGACUGCAUGUCCGACCUGGCCAGGCAGCUAGAGGAAGAGGAGGACGAGGACAAUGCCUAUUGGGCAUCCGUGAAAACGCUGUAUGAGAAGACACCGAGCUGCUCUCGCCCCCGGCCGCCCAAACCCAAGCAUGCCAUCACCAUCGCUGUGUCAUCCCGGGCACUCUUCAACAUGGUGGACGGCAGGAAAAUCUACGAGGAAGAGGGUCUGGAAAAGUACAUGGAAUAUCAGCUUAAUAAUGAGAAUGUCGUCCUGACCCCAGGGCCCGCGUUCCGCUUUGUCAAGGCACUGCAGCAUGUCAAUGCUAGACUCCGCGAGCUGUAUCCUGAUGAACAGGACUUAUUUGACAUUGUACUGAUGACUAAUAACCAUGCCCAAGUGGGAGUGCGGCUUAUAAACAGCGUCAAUCACUAUGGCUUACUAAUUGACCGCUUCUGUCUGACUGGUGGAAAAAGCCCCAUUGGAUAUUUGAAGGCGUAUCUUACCAACUUGUAUCUUUCUGCGGAUUCUGAAAAAGUACAAGAAGCAAUACAAGAAGGAAUCGCCUCUGCAACGAUGUUCGAUGGAGCAAAAGACAUGGCUUACUGUGACACACAGCUCCGUGUGGCCUUUGAUGGGGAUGCGGUCCUCUUCUCUGAUGAGUCUGACCAUAUUACCAAAGAGCAUGGGCUGGACAAAUUCUUUCAACAUGAAACGCUAUUUGAGAAUAAGCCUCUUGCUCAGGGUCCUUUGAAAGGCUUUCUGGAAGAUUUAGGCAGACUGCAAAAGAAGUUUUAUGCCAAAGACGAACGGUUACGUUGCCCCAUCAGAACCUACCUGGUUACAGCCAGGAGUGCAGCCAGUUCAGGCGCCCGUGUGCUGAAAACCCUUCGCCGCUGGGGUCUAGAGAUAGACGAAGCUCUUUUCCUUGCUGGAGCCCCCAAAGGUCCCAUCUUGGUGAAGAUAAGGCCUCACAUCUUCUUUGAUGACCACAUGUUCCACAUUGAAGGGGCACAGAAACUUGGCACCAUCGCAGCUCAUGUACCUUAUGGAUUUAAUCAAAAAAUGAACAAUUAG